CCCGCCCCCUCUGCAUCCGGGGCCUGGGCGGCGGCAGGGCCGCCGCGCGGAGGUCACGUGGUAUCUUCCUUUUCCGUCUUUGGCCGGCUGGGCGCGGGCGACUGCUGGCUAGGCGCGUGGAACCUUACGCUGGUUCCCCUUCGUCUCCUCUCCCGGCCCGGGCCAUUAGGGAGUUUGCUGACGCCGGGUGAGCUGAGCCAGCCGCCAAGAUGCCGGCCUAUUUUCAGAGGCCGGAAAAUGCCCUCAAACGUGCCAACGAAUUUCUUGAGGUUGGCAAAAAGCAGCCUGCUCUGGAUGUUCUUUAUGAUGUUAUGAAAAGUAAGAAACAUAGAACAUGGCAAAAGAUACACGAGCCAAUUAUGUUGAAAUACUUGGAACUUUGCGUGGAUCUUCGCAAGAGCCACUUGGCUAAGGAGGGGUUAUACCAGUAUAAGAACAUUUGUCAACAGGUGAACAUAAAAUCUCUAGAAGAUGUGGUUAGGGCAUAUUUGAAAAUGGCUGAGGAAAAAACUGAAGCUGCUAAAGAAGAAUCCCAGCAGAUGGUCUUAGAUAUAGAAGAUCUGGAUAAUAUUCAAACUCCUGAGAGUGUUCUCCUAAGUGCUGUAAGUGGUGAAGACACUCAGGAUCGUACUGACAGAUUACUUUUAACUCCUUGGGUUAAAUUCCUGUGGGAGUCUUACAGGCAGUGUUUGGACCUUCUUAGAAACAAUUCUAGAGUAGAGCGUCUUUACCAUGAUAUUGCCCAGCAAGCUUUCAAAUUCUGCCUCCAAUACACGCGUAAGGCUGAAUUCCGUAAACUGUGUGACAAUUUGAGAAUGCACUUAUCGCAGAUUCAGCGCCACCAUAACCAAAGUACGGCAAUCAAUCUUAAUAAUCCAGAGAGCCAGUCCAUGCAUUUGGAAACCAGACUUGUUCAGUUGGACAGUGCCAUCAGCAUGGAAUUGUGGCAGGAAGCGUUCAAAGCUGUGGAAGAUAUUCAUGGGCUAUUCUCCUUGUCUAAAAAACCACCUAAACCUCAAUUGAUGGCAAAUUACUAUAACAAAGUCUCAACUGUAUUUUGGAAAUCUGGAAAUGCUCUUUUUCAUGCAUCUACACUCCAUCGUCUUUAUCAUCUUUCUAGAGAAAUGAGAAAGAAUCUUACACAAGAUGAGAUGCAAAGAAUGUCUACUAGAGUCCUCUUAGCCACUCUCUCCAUCCCUAUUACUCCUGAGCGUACGGAUAUUGCUCGACUUCUGGAUAUGGAUGGCAUUAUAGUUGAAAAACAACGUCGCCUUGCAACGCUACUAGGUCUUCAAGCCCCACCGACACGAAUUGGCCUUAUUAAUGAUAUGGUCAGAUUUAAUGUACUGCAGUAUGUUGUCCCAGAAGUGAAAGACCUUUACAAUUGGCUUGAAGUGGAAUUUAACCCACUAAAACUCUGUGAGCGAGUCACAAAGGUUCUAAAUUGGGUUAGGGAACAACCUGAAAAGGAACCGGAAUUGCAACAGUAUGUGCCACAACUGCAGAACAACACCAUCCUCCGCCUUCUGCAGCAGGUGGCACAGAUUUAUCAGAGCAUUGAGUUUUCUCGUUUGACUUCUCUGGUUCCUUUUGUUGAUGCUUUCCAACUGGAACGGGCCAUAGUAGAUGCAGCCAGGCAUUGCGACUUGCAGGUUCGUAUUGAUCACACUUCUCGUACCCUGAGUUUUGGAUCUGAUUUGAAUUAUGCUACUCGAGAAGAUGCUCCGAUUGGUCCUCAUUUGCAAAGCAUGCCUUCAGAGCAGAUAAGAAACCAGCUGACAGCCAUGUCCUCAGUACUUGCAAAAGCACUUGAAGUCAUUAAGCCAGCUCAUAUACUGCAAGAAAAAGAAGAACAGCAUCAGUUGGCAGUUACUGCAUACCUCAAAAAUUCACGAAAAGAGCACCAGCGGAUCCUGGCUCGCCGCCAGACAAUUGAGGAAAGAAAAGAGCGCCUUGAGAGUUUGAAUAUUCAGCGUGAGAAAGAAGAAUUGGAACAGAGGGAAGCUGAACUCCAGAAAGUACGAAAGGCUGAGGAAGAGAGGCUGCGCCAGGAAGCAAAAGAGAGAGAAAAGGAGCGUAUCUUACAGGAACAUGAACAAAUCAAAAAGAAAACUGUCCGAGAGCGUUUGGAGCAGAUCAAGAAAACAGAACUGGGUGCCAAAGCAUUCAAAGAUAUUGACAUUGAAGUAUGUAGCAUUUUAGUUUUAUCCAGGUCUUUUAUACUCUUAGAACCAUAUUUUAAAAAUGAUACUUUGAAAUUUCACUGUAUUUUGUACUUGCAGAUUACCACAAUGCAGCUAGAACGUGAAAAGGCUCUUGAACAUAAGAAUCGAAUGUCACGAAUGCUUGAAGACAGAGAUUUGUUCGUAAUGCGACUCAAAGCUGCACGGCAGUCUGUUUACGAGGAAAAACUUAAACAGUUUGAAGAGCGAUUAGCAGAAGAAAGGCAUAAUCGAUUGGAAGAACGGAAAAGGCAACGUAAAGAAGAACGAAGAAUCACUUACUAUAGAGAAAAAGAAGAGGAGGAGCAGAGAAGGGCAGAAGAGCAAAUGCUGAAAGAGCGUGAAGAGAGAGAGCGCGCCGAACGAGUGAAACGUGAGGAAGAGCUACGAGAGUAUCAGGAGCGGGUGAAGAAAUUAGAAGAAGUGGAAAGGAAAAAACGCCAAAGGGAGUUGGAAAUUGAAGAACGAGAACGUCGUAGAGAGGAAGAGAGAAGACUUGGCGAUAGUUCACUUUCUAGAAAGGACUCUCGUUGGGGAGACAGAGAUUCAGAAGGCACUUGGAGAAAAGGACCUGAAGCAGACUCUGAAUGGAGAAGAGGCCCACCAGAGAAGGAGUGGAGACGUGGAGAAGGGCGAGAUGAAGACAGGUCUCAUAGAAGAGAUGAAGAGCGGCCCCGGCGUCUGGGGGAUGAUGAAGAUAGAGAGUCCUCUCUUAGACCAGACGAUGACCGGGUUCCCCGGCGUGGCAUGGAUGAUGACAGAGGCCCUAGACGUGGUCCUGAUGAAGAUCGAUUCUCUCGUCGUGGGGCAGACGAUGACCGGCCUUCCUGGCGUAACACAGAUGAUGACAGGCCUCCUAGACGAAUUGCUGAUGAAGACAGGGGAAACUGGCGUCAUGUGGAUGAUGACAGACCAUCUAGACGAGGACUGGAUGAGGACAGAGGAAGCUGGCGAACAGCUGAUGAGGACAGAGGACCAAGACGUGGGAUGGAUGACGACCGGGGGCCGAGGCGAGGAGGUGCUGAGGAUGAGCGAUCAUCCUGGCGUAAUGCUGAUGAUGACCGGGGUCCCAGGCGAGGGUUGGAUGAUGACCGGGGUCCCAGGCGAGGGUUGGAUGAUGACCGGGGUCCCAGGCGAGGGCUGGAUGAUGAUCGAGGACCUUGGAGGAAUGCCGAUGAUGAUAGAGUUUCCAGGCGUGGUGCUGAGGAUGACAGGGGCCCUUGGAGAAACAUGGAUGAUGAUCGGCUCUCAAGACGUGCUGAUGAUGAUCGGUUUUCCAGACGGGGUGAUGACUCAAGACCUGGUCCUUGGAGACCAUUAGUCAAGCCAGGUGGAUGGAGAGAGAAAGAAAAAGCCAGAGAGGAGAGCUGGGGUCCUCCUCGAGAAUCAAGACCAUCUGAAGAACGUGAAUGGGACAGAGAAAAAGAAAGGGAUAGAGAUAAUCAAGACCGAGAGGAGAAUGACAAGGACCCUGAGAGAGAAAGGGACAGAGAGAGAGAUGUGGAUCGCGAGGAUCGCUUCAGAAGACCUCGGGAUGAAGGUGGCUGGAGAAGAGGACCAGCUGAGGAAUCUUCAAGCUGGAGAGACUCAAGUCGCCGGGAUGAUAGGGAUAGGGAUGACCGUCGCCGGGAGAGAGAGGACCGGCGUGAUCUAAGAGAAAGACGAGAUCUAAGAGACGAUAGGGACCGAAGAGGCCCUCCGCUCCGAUCGGAACGUGAAGAAGUAAGUUCUUGGAGACGUGCUGAUGACAGGAAGGAUGACCGGGCAGAAGAGCGGGACCCUCCUCGUCGAGUUCCUCCCCCAGCUCUUUCAAGAGACCGAGAAAGAGAAGGUGAAAAAGAGAAGGCCUCAUGGAGAGCUGAGAAAGAUAGGGAAUCUCUCCGUCGUACUAAAAAUGAGACUGAUGAAGAUGGAUGGACCACAGUACGACGUUAAGUCUCAAGAUAAUGGAUUUAAACUGGUGUCAUAAAUAGGUUUGAUCACAUUCAAGGAUUAUCAUACUUGUGCUUCAACCAAUCUAAAUUGGAUUCUUUAAUGUUGUUUCACCAUAACACAAAAAGCAUGAACUUGUAUUAAUCCUAUAUAAUAGAUUGAUCAUGCACCAUAUCCACAGGAGGUUGGAAAAACCAUGCCAUUUUCUGGAAUUUAGGGGUGUGGCAUUAUUUCAUCAAUCAUUUGUUGACAAGAAACCUAAAAAAUAAAUUUAAAAUGUGAAACUUCAGGUAUUGAGUAACACCUUUAUCUUGAUAUAGAACUGAUCUUUUUUUAAAAUUUAUUUUGAAAUAAUUUGGAAUGAAGUAAGAUUCUGUUAAAGAAAACAUAUUUGAAGACCCUUUAAAGCAGGGAAUCUGAAACAAUUUUCACACUUUUUCAAGUGGUUGAAAUGUACCUCUUUUAGGUAUUUUGAGGUAUUUACCACAAACUAAAUUUAGAAAGUUUUUAGAUUGACUUUAAGUAAACAUUACAAACAUUGGAUACAGUGUGGUUUUCUUUAGAUUUUACUCGAGAGAAGGUGAGUAUAAAGCAAUUUGCAGUUACUAUUGUAAUGACGAGAAUACUGCCUAAGUGCGAAUCCAAACAGUACAGCUUUUAAAUUUUAAAGCAUUUGGUAAACUGUCGCUAAGUUUUUUUUUUUCUGUUGCCAAUAGCAAACUGCUUUUCCAUUAAUGGAGAAUUCAUGCCUUUCAAGCAUUUUAAAUAUGACAAUAUUUAUAAAUGUAUGGUUUGGAGGAAUCGUUUAAAUUCUCUUUCCUAAUUUUCUUUCUCUUCAAGAUAGAUUCUUUCAACAAGUAAUUUGUAGUAAUGACUGUGUUGACUUCAAUUUUGGAGUGUAGUAGCUAUGUUAAAGAUUAACUCUUUGGUCUCAUUGAAGCCAACACAGAACUUGCUGCUGUGUUUUUUCUUCAGUGAUAAAUAAAAUACUUACAGAA
Cebus imitator (Panamanian white-faced capuchin) is the source of this 5152-nucleotide messenger RNA. It is a transcript of the gene EIF3A, whose product is annotated as eukaryotic translation initiation factor 3 subunit A. The record is from RefSeq and is a predicted model, not a curated record. Bases 210 to 4157 code for a protein of 1315 amino acids. The transcript has 21 exons. Gene Ontology annotation, molecular function: mRNA binding; translation initiation factor activity. Gene Ontology annotation, cellular component: eukaryotic translation initiation factor 3 complex, eIF3e; multi-eIF complex; eukaryotic translation initiation factor 3 complex, eIF3m. Gene Ontology annotation, biological process: translation reinitiation; formation of cytoplasmic translation initiation complex. Lineage: Eukaryota; Metazoa; Chordata; Mammalia; Primates; Cebidae.